UCAUGAUUUCCUUCCCUUCAUGUUGUUUGUCAGUUGUUUUAGUUAAACAUGUCUUUAAACCAGUGCAAGAAGAGCAGUUCACUCAGCACGUGUCUAGAAGCCAGGGGGUACCAGUUUCACUUCCCUCCUGCUUCUCUGCAACUCUCAGUGACGCGCAGUGAGAAGCAGGAGUGGUGAAACACAACGCUUGGCACUUCAGGGCUCCCCUCUCCAGGUCCUGCAGUGAUACCCAUGCUGCUUUCUCCUGCACUCCUGGCCUCCUGAAGAUGCCCAGGAGAAGAGCUCUUCCCCUGUGGACACUGGUGGUGCUGCUGCAGCUGGUGGGCUGCCUUCCCAGCCCCUGUUUGGAGGUCAUCCCUACCAAAGCUUUCAGAUGCAUGGGACUGAACAUCUCUGGAGUCCCCUCUGAAGUCCCAAAUACCACCCAGAACCUGGAUCUCAGUUUCAGCAACCUGAAAUCACUGAGGGUAAAGUAUUUUGUGUCAGUCCCUGAACUGGAGCUUCUGGAUCUUACAAGGUGCCACCUCCAGACAAUAGAAGAUAACUCCUUUAAGGGUCUUCAUAAACUUUCCACCUUAAUUCUAACUGGCAAUCCCUUCCAGGACCUGGGACCAGCAGCCUUCUAUGGCUUAACAUCCCUGAGAAAGCUAGUGCUGGUGGAAAAUAACAUCACUUCUCUGAACGACCUACCUAUUGGCCACUUGCAUACCCUGCAGGAGCUGAAUGUGGGCCACAACAGCAUUGCUUCAUUGAAGCUUCCCAAGUAUUUCACCAACCUGACCUCUCUCAGGCACCUGAGCUUCUUCUCUAACAAGAUCACAUAUAUCUCCAGAGGAGACCUUGAUGUCCUGAAGGAAGUGAACAAACUCAACCUCACACUGGUGCUGUCCUUGAAUUACAUCAAAUGCAUAGAGUCAGGAUCCUUUGCGAAGAUUCACCUUAGUGAGCUGGUUUUAAGGUCUUCUUUUGAGAACUUCAAUGUGAUGCACUCUUCUCUUCAAGGCCUGACUGGUUUACAGGUCAAUAGGCUAAUAAUAGGAGAAUUCAGUGACAAACAGAGACUGGUGGACUUUCAGAGCGGGCUCCUGAGUGGACUGUGCCAGGUACGAAUGCAAGAGUUUGUCUUAAUCUCUUUCAGGGGGUUCAAGAAUAACACAGACACUCUUUUUAACUGCUUACACAACGUCUCCAGCAUCCGCUUGGUGGACCUGCAGCUGGAGGAGAUAUCAAAGGUUCCUCUGUUGUCUCAAGUGAAGCAGUUGGAGUGUAAGAAAUGCAUGUUUAGGGAAGUGCCUGCCACGAAGCUGUCUCUUUUCAAGGAGCUGAGAGUGCUUCGCAUUAUCAAGAGCAAACACCUCAACAGCUUCCAGAAGACAUUUCAGGGCCUGCGUAACCUGGAGGUCCUAGAUUUGAGUGAGAAUCGCCUCUCCUUCACUCUCUGCUGUUCCCCUAAGUUCCACAACUGUCCCAACUUGAAGCACUUGAACCUCAGCUUCAAUGCAGACAUCAGCGUGACUGGAGAUUUCACUAACGUGAAGAACUUGUUGUAUUUGGACUUUCAGCACACAAAGUUAUUUGGUCCUGGCUCCUACCCUGUCUUCCUAUCCCUUCAGAAACUCAUUUACCUUGACAUUUCCCAUACCAGAACUCAUGUUAAAUCCCAGUGUACAUUCUGUGGCCUGAAUUCCUUGCGAGUGCUGAAGAUGGCAGGCAACUCCUUUGAGAACAACAAAUUGUCCAACAACUUCAAAAACCUGAGUCACCUCCACACCUUGGACAUUUCAGGUUGCAAACUGGUGCAUGUGGACCAAAGUACGUUUGAUGCCCUCUCUGAACUCAAAGAGCUAAACAUCAGCAACAAUAAGUUACUGAGCUUUGAUCCUAUGGUCUACAAGCCCCUGCAAGCCCUCACAGCCCUGGAUUUCAGCAGCAACCAGCUGAGUGUUCUCUUGGACUCAGCCCUGGAAAUCCUGCCUGACAGCCUGGUCCUGUUGGACAUCUCUCAAAACCUCUUUGAUUGCUCUUGUGUGUAUGAGAACUUCCUGAAAUGGAUCAAGGAAAAGCAGGAGCUGCUGCAGAACAAGGAGUCCAUGAUAUGCCAUACACCUGCAUAUGUGAAGAAUGUGACCUUGCCAAGCUUUGAUUUGUCCUCCUGCCAGCUCCAUGUAGGCACAGUGGCAUCCUCAGUGACCAUGUUGCUCGCUGCAGUGGUGUUCCUCUUCCUGAUUUACAAGUACUACUUCCAGCUCUACUACUCAUUGGUGCUGCUCAGUGGGUGUAAGCACUCUGCAGAAAGAGGUGACACCUAUGAUGCAUUUGUCAUCCACUCCAGCAAAGACCAAGAAUGGGUGAUGAAAGAGCUGGUGGAACCCUUGGAAGAAGGAACACCUCCCUUCCAUCUUUGUCUUUACUACAGGGAUUUCCUACCAGGGGUUCCCAUCGUCACCAAUAUCAUCCAGGAAGGUUUCCUGAGUAGCAGAAAUGUUAUUGCAGUCAUCUCCACCGACUUCCUGGAAAGUAAAUGGUGUAGCUUUGAGUUUGACAUUGCCCAGUCCUGGCAGCUGGUUGAAGGAAAGGCUGGGAUCAUCAUGAUUGUACUAGAAGAAGUGAAUAAGGCUUUGCUAAGGCAGAGGCUGGGGCUUUCCCGAUACCUAAGAAGGAACACUUAUCUGGAGUGGAAAAACAAGGAGAUAAGCAAGCACAUCUUCUGGAGGCAGCUGACAGGAGCCCUGCUAGAAGGCAAAAACUGGAAUCACGAGCAGGUAAAGCUCAUGUGAAGAGAAAGGGAGAUCACUUCUCUCCUGUUUCCCAUCAUGGCCUUGGCUGAUGGCUCAGAAGAUGGUUCUUCUGUGGCUGUUCAGUCAGAGCAAGAGGAUGGAGGCACUGUGGAAGCACUACAGAAAUACCUGCUGUGCUGGUCACCCUUUCUCAAGGGAACUUGGAAGCUAAGGAGUGACAAGAAUUGGAAGAGCUGCACAUGCCUGAGCUCCAUGAAUGUCAGCCAAAGGUGGUCCAGCAAUCCAUGCAGGUCUGGUGGGUUGGUGAAUGGAUGGACUGCUCUUACUGUUAUUUGUCUGUCUCUGAAACUGGGUUUGGGGCCUGGGGCCAUUUACUCAGUGGAACUUCAGGAUCUGUUGCUUAGGAUCUCAGGGGAGAGCAAAGGUUCAGGAUGCUUGGCUCUUAAAGUGGUGGGAAACAGAAACAAGGUUUGAAUCCUGAAAGCCUUGGGUCUGCGUCCUUUGGCACCAUGACCCAGGGGAAAACCCCCAUAGAGGGAAAUGGGAUGUCCUACAGCCACCCACCAGCUUACAGCAGCUCCUCAGUGAUGCUGAACAACUAUGGCAUCAGUGGGGGGGGAAGUUGCUCUUGGUGGUAAAAUUCCCCCAACAGGUUUAUUUCAGUUUUCUUUAGACCAAAACCAAAUGUUGAAACCCCCAAAUAUUUCAGUCACCUGAAGCUCUAAUUUAUAUUCAGAUCAUACAGCAUUUGAGAGAGUGGUUUGAGGUUUCUUGUGGGAACCAAAAAUCAGUGGACCAGAAGAAGGAGUAGAAAAACUUUAAAAUCAAGGUAUUUCUUUGCUCCAACUGCUUCUCCUCAUCCAGUGUUCUGGAUAUACUACAUGGGACUGCCCUGUAUAAGCAAGAUUGAGCCUGAGCAAAAUGGGUUGAUGUUUACAGCCAGCCAGUUCCAGAAUAAGCUUUUCUACUCUCUGAAUCAGCUUUAAACCACUGUUGGAAGGAGCUGUAGGAGCCUCAAGCCCAUGGACUUUAGGUAUGUUCAGACCCUGCCAUGAGGCUGAGAGUACCUCUUCCUUCCUCCCCAUUCUGCUGUGGUCCUGGUGGGCAUCUCAGCAUGUGUGGUCAGCCCUUCCCUGAGCUGCUGCCUUAAACAGAACAGUCACUAGAUGGGAGAGGUUUGCCUUUGUUUCACAGAGAACGUGCCUGACAUUUCCCAGGGAGAAGAGAUAGAGCAGAAAAGCCUGGCUUAGCUAAACUAAAUGUAGCCCAGCACUGCCCUGAAUAAAGGGAAGGCAAGUCUAAAUGCCAUUGAAUCAUAUUACAGAGCACUCCAUUGAUGUGUGGAAUAUUGAAUAGUGCUGGAGCAUCGCUCUCUAUUUACAAAAGGCUUUGGUUGGGAUUAAUCACUGAAUUACUCUAGUUUAAAACUUGCAAAUCCUUCUAUAAUCAAUGAUGUUCCACAGAGAUAAAACAGAAGCAAUUGAGUGCUGAAUCAGAUCUGAUAUUUAUUCAGAAGGAAGGGCCUGAUCCAUCUCACUUUUCAAAGGACGAGUCAGCAACAUCUCCCUGGAUGCCAGUGAUGAGCGAGAUCAACAUCAGACACUGUUUGAGGUAGAGGAAGAACUGCUUCCAGGGCUGGUGCUGGCAAAAUCUGAGUCACAGUUCCCUCUGUGCUGUGUCAGAUAACACUACCAAAUACCCCACAGCCCUCUCUAAGGUUUCUUGUGACCCAUAAGAUGAAGCUUUAAUAAAACUAAGCUCCGUGCUGCAUUCAUUCACAGUGAGUUUGGUUUGCGUCUGCUAAGCUCCGUUGUAGCAAUUCCCAAGGUGCAGUGAUGCUCCUGGUCCUGAGCACUGCAUCUUGCCAGCAUCACCAUCAUCCUGCCUCCUCACCCAGGGGCAGAGGCUGCUGGUGCUGGGGAAGGGGUGCAGUAAACCAGGGCACAGCUUGAGAUUCCCUGGAUUGAGGCCAAAGGAGAGCAUGGAGGACAAGGCAAAUGUUGGCCUGGGUUUCAGCAGCUACAAGUUAAUUUGGGAAACAAAAGAGGUAAAAUUCAAUAGGGUGGGAGUUCCUGCUCCUGAAUUAAGCAGCAUUGAAGCUCACUCUUUCCCUCGGUAAACAAUUCAGUGUCUAUGUAUUUGUGGCACAAAGCACAGAGUGCCAUGCUUCUUGAUUGCAAUUGUAAUAAUGACUUUCAGAAAGCCUGCAAGUGGCUCUGGGCAUUAUAAUAAGGGUUUAAGGCAGUAUUGUUUAAAAAGAGAGUGUUUGUUGAAUAGCAAAAGCAACUUUAGGAGGAGAGAUGGGGUGAUGCUCCCACUCUCAGAGGAGGAGGCCAUUACCCCGGCAGUGCCCCUCUUCCAUACAUGUUGGUUUAUGAGUAUAGGAGGGAAAAGCCUGUGGGAACAAGUAUAUUUUCACCUUUUAUCCAGCAGAGAAAAAGCAGAUUUGGUUUUGGAAGACUCAAAACAGCUUUCCCAAAUACUAUGAACAUGAAAACAUUGUAUUUCAGAAACACAUACCUGUUUGCCUUCAUUACAGAAGUAAAAUUCCAAAGGAAAACUCUGAGCAGUCUCAAGUCCCAGCCAUGUUGGUGUACAUUGUUAUUUGAAAAUGCUCCCUGUGAACAGGUAGUUCUGAUGUGAUUUACUCAUUUGGAUGAAUAAAUGAGCAGGUUACCCAAGCAUCCAUGCAGGUCUGCAUUCAUUCAUCUCUCAUGUAAAUAGCUGAACCAGUUAUUUCCAGUUAUUAAUUCCAGUUACCCAGUUAAAAAGCAUCUGUUUUACCCAGGUCAUAAAACCAGAUGGAGAUGAAGCUCCAAAGGGCUGCUGCACCCUGGCUAUUUCAUAUGAUCUGUAAUGGGGAUGUGCCCUGAUUUCACUCUGUGCUUAAUUUAAGCCAUGCAAAAUGCCCGUGCAGCUGAAGCUCCAGUCUUGCAUCAGUCUCACACCAGGUCGUUGUGAUGCCCCAUGUGCUGGCAUCAUCACCAAGAUGCGGCUUGGAAGGAGGGCUCUGAAGGGAGCAAGCCCUCAUUAGCAUGGUUGCAUUUGUGGCCUCACACACAGACAUUAAGGCAGUUGCAUUGAUGCCUGCCUGCAUCUGCCUGGCUGCAGCAGCCUGGAUGCUCCCUCGGCCUCCCCAAGUACCAGCACAGGCUUCCAGUGUCAGUUCAAAACCCAACAAAACAAGAAGCAGCAGCUGGUUUCUCUGGCCCAACUGCUACUUGACAGGAGCAGGUUGAAACGUUCCUGGAAGAGUGUUUGUCCUUUGGGAAACGCUCUUUUGUAGGUGGCUUCUGUAAUUUAAUGAGGUAGCAGAACGAACGUAUGGAAUAGAAAUUGUCAUAGCAGGGUUUCUGCUUUAGUAUCUCAUGGGCUUGCAUCUUGGAACAGGCACUUUGUGUGGAAACAGUGAUUUUUUUUGUACUAUUUCAGAGGGGUUGGAAUAAAAGGGGUUCAACUAAAUGUUAUUGCUCCACUGCAUCAUUUAAACCAGUGUUUGUUCAGGCUUCUGCUGUUGUUUCUCUUUUCAAUGUGAAAUCUCUAUUUAUUAAAUCUGACCAACCUCCCAAUGCAAAUACAGAAUGUACGAAUGUUCUCAGCCACCCAGAUUUAAAACCACAGCUCUUGUGGGAAAACUCAUGAUUCUUCAUUAUUGUGCCUUAAUGAAAAGCAGAACUGCUACAAAAUUCAAGCUCCAUGACCCUCUGAAAGGCUGUAUCCAUGCACUUCAGGAGGAAAAACCACUGAAGAAUGCCCAGAAUGAACUUCAUUAAGUGCUUUUUACACAACGCCUUGAGUGGGUGCAGUCGAUCAAUAUGAGCAGCCUGAGACGGAGAGCAAUUGAACCUGGUAGGAAAGAAGCAAUUCCUUAACAAGUUGUUCUUUGCCAUCGUGGCUCAGGCUGAGGAUUGGGACGAAUGACAGCAAAGCAUGAAGAAGAGCCCAUCUGCCUGUAGCACUCUCCUUCCUCAGCUUCAAGGGCAUGGAGAGGGCAAAGUCAAUAAUCCACCAGCCUGGACCUGAGAGGCACACACUGCAUAAAUGAGGACAGCUCUGGGAAGAGCCUUGGAAAUCAAGGAAAAGGAAUGAAAACAGCACGGUUUGCUGAACCACAGCUGAGGUGCAUUGAGGAGAGGGGUGAAGGUAAAGGACCAUUCACGACUGGUGGUGGGGCAGACGCUGGGCUGAGGCAAAGCAUCCCCUUGCUCUAGGGCUGCCUUCAGCCAGAGGGUUUCAGACACUGCAGCAUUAAGAGAACAGCAGCCUCCUGCCUGCUCCUUCCUCCCCUAUUGCCACAUCUUGAGCACUGUGCAAAUAACAAUAAGGUACUGUUAGGCAAAAGAGAUUUAAUUGCAGCUUACACCUCCAGAGAGGGUGAUAGGCUCCCUCCAGAUCUAAUCUCGAGCCUUUUCCUUUUCUUCUCCCCAUCCUCAUCCUUUCCUUCUCCUCAAAGUUCCUCUUUCCUUUCUCAGCCAGCAGCAAGUGACCAACCCAAAAUGUAUGAAAGAAGGGAAAGGUGUCCUUUUUUAUGUCUUCAAACGUUUUUGAGCCAGUGUUUAAAUCCUUCCGAGUGUUGGAUCCCACAAGAAGGAUUAGCAGUAAUUCCCUUGCCAUCGCUUGCUUCUGACGCUCUGACAACUCAUUCUCCUGAGAUCCCCUAAACCCACUGCUGAAUACAUUAGGCAGAGGACACGGAGGAGGCUUGAGGUGACUGUUUCCCCAUCUCCUCUUCCUACAGCCUGGCCCAGUUUAACACAACCAAAGCAAACCCAAACUUGCCUGAUGUGGGAACACUGGGAUGCUCCCGUGCUCUGGGAUUCACAAGGUGAUGCCUGAAUGCUGCUCUCCCUUCCUCCUUCAUGGGCUAAGUCUCAGGGAUGGAUCUGGUGGGAUCCUGUCCCCCCUCCUCUGUCGCCAAGGUGCAAUCCCUCUGUUUCCCAGGCAGUGCAGUGUGCUGGGAAGGGGAUGCUACCAUCCCUGCUUGCCUUUGGCUGCUGCUGAGCCCCCUCAGAUGCUACCUGUUGUCUUUGCCUGCCUUGUUUUCUCCGUUGGUAAAAUGGGGCUCACAGCCUGCACACUGUGAUUUACUGGGGUGAAGCACCGAGAGGUAGGUGGAGUCUAGAUCAGAGCUGGUGAAAGCUACGCUUUCUGUUCCUCAACUCCAUUUCCCUAUAUUGGGAUUCUGAAAUCCUUUUCCACAGCUCUCCCCAUGCCAGCAAACGUGUGCCUGAGCCAGGUCCUUCCAACCCCUUUCCUAUCACUGCUCCUGCUCACAGUCUCUUAAGAUUCACUUAAAGAGCUGCCCAGAGAAGCUGUGGCUGCCCCAUCCCUGGCAGUGUUCAAGGCCAGAUUGGACACGGGUUUGGAGCAAGCUGCUCUAGUGGAAGGUGUCCCUGCCUGUGGCAGGGGUUGGAGCUGGAUGAGCUUUAAGGUCCUUUCCAGCACAAACCAGUCUGGGAUUCUAUGAUAUAAGGGAUAUAAACAUACUGACAGUAGCACAGGAAAAAUCCAUAUUUGGCCCCCAGGACUCUCUUUGCCAUUCUGCCUUAGCAGCAAAGCUGAGGUGUGUGCUUCUGCCAUCCCUUCAUUGACACCACAAGUAUUAAACAGAACUGUUUUUAAUAAGAAAACUCCCAUCUUCACCCUCUCUGACACGUGCCCCACAUCUUUCUGUCCUGCACAGUCAGCAAGUUUCAGUUCCCUGCUGCUUGCCCCUCUCAUGGCUCAUUUCUUGCCCAUUGCUGAGCUGGGCCAGCCCCGUUCUAUGCUCUGUUGGUUUCCCCCCACCUCUUGCUGCCCCAUUGAGGGCAGGUGGGUGACAGGAUUCACCCCUCAGCCUCAUUCAGAAACUGCCUGAGCUGUGUUAUCUAGAGGCUUGAUAGCAAUAUAAGGAUGCCUGUGUGCUAGAGGGUGCCCUGGCUGGAAAGCAGCCUCUGCUCUGAUGUCAAUAGCAGUACCCUGCAUAAUGGACAGGUUUCUCUCCUGCAUCCCUGCAGCUGUGAUGAGGAGAGAAGGACGGUAAGAAGCUGGAACUGAAGCCUGAGCCAAAUCUAGGGAGUUGCUUGCCCUCCUUGGUAACAGCUCCACUUGGAAAAAUAGGGAAUAUUUAUAAAGAGCUUCAUGAAAGCAAAGGAUAUCAUGAUUUCAGUGUAAGCAGACAGCAAGCGAGAUAGGAGCAUCCCCUUAGAUUUGCCUGCCGGAGGUUAUUUACCUCGGGAAGCUGCUGAAUAAAAGAUACAAACCCCACAACAAAAA
This is a messenger RNA of Pezoporus occidentalis (night parrot), 8993 nucleotides long. RefSeq names its product toll like receptor 4 (gene TLR4). Lineage: Eukaryota; Metazoa; Chordata; Aves; Psittaciformes; Psittacidae. Gene Ontology annotation, cellular component: plasma membrane. The record is from RefSeq and is a predicted model, not a curated record. The transcript is spliced from 3 exons. Gene Ontology annotation, molecular function: lipopolysaccharide immune receptor activity; protein binding; transmembrane signaling receptor activity. Gene Ontology annotation, biological process: detection of lipopolysaccharide; MyD88-dependent toll-like receptor signaling pathway; toll-like receptor 4 signaling pathway. Bases 267 to 2777 code for a protein of 836 amino acids.